UCUCUUCCCGCCAGGCACACACAUGAAGGGGCUAGCAGUUCUCGCCAAACUCUCUCGCGGCCGCUGGUUCACGGCCAGGCUCAUCUAUCAUCUGAUCGGGACCUGCCUCGCCAUCGCUCUCCUCGUCUGCUUCCUCUUGAGCUUCAUCCCCACCCGGAACUUCCUGCUGGGCGGUGUCUUCCCCGGAACAUGGAUGCCCAUCCCUACGUCGCGCCUCCUGCGCUUCCACAUGGCGCCCCAUGAGUACGACGUGGGAAACUGUCCAGAGACGUGCACGAGGAAGUACAGGCCCAAGACCCGGCUCGAAGACCUGAAGGGUCGGAAAGUGGCGCAUUAUGAUCAUUUGCACUUAGAUCCGGUUCCCGUUCGUGGACAUGUUCCUGUACGCCGAGGACGAGGAGUACAUCUGGUCCAUCACCGAGUACAACAUCCAGAACCUGGCCUUCCGGAAACAGGACGUGUUCCCUCUGAGCAGGGCGCCGCUGGAGGGCAAGGACUACCCGGUGCCAGGCCGCAGCGAGUACGUGGUGAGGACACAGUUCCAGGGCCUGGACACCUGUGUGUCGCCCGGGAUGCUGCACAAGUACAACCACGCGCUGACACAGGCGGAGAAGUCGGCGCUGCCCUGUAGCCGUCUCCGACAUAUGUACCCCGUCUAUACGUCCUUGGAUACCACCAAAACUGACCAUAGAUAGCCGUCUGUGACAUAUGUACCCCUUCUAUACGUCCUUGGAUGACCAUAGAUAGGACAUAUAUACCCAGUCUAGACGUCCUUGGAUACCACCAAAACUAGCCAUAGAUAGGAUAUUUUCACGUCCUU
Aplysia californica (California sea hare) is the source of this 820-nucleotide messenger RNA. RefSeq lists its product as uncharacterized. The record is from RefSeq and is a predicted model, not a curated record. Lineage: Eukaryota; Metazoa; Mollusca; Gastropoda; Aplysiida; Aplysiidae.